Symsagittifera roscoffensis is the source of this 714-nucleotide messenger RNA. RefSeq lists its product as uncharacterized. The record is from RefSeq and is a predicted model, not a curated record. The coding region runs from base 85 to 504 and encodes 139 amino acids. NCBI's taxonomy places the organism in Eukaryota, Metazoa, Xenacoelomorpha, Acoela, Convolutidae. The transcript is spliced from 3 exons.
AAACCAGGUGCAUCAUUUACAGGAAAAAUAUAUAAAACGAAUGCAGACAUUUUGCUGCUGAUCAAUUGCUUUCUUAACUAAAAAAUGGAACGUCACAUUGCGUUUGCCAAGAUAAAGAGUAAAUUACUAACCGAUCAAGGGGCUAUCUGCGACCUUGAAUUGAUAGACGAAAGUGGACAGAUAAUGAACAUUGCUGACUUCUCCCCCAAAGAAAGGGGCUACAAUCUACUGAAGGAGAACUGCACAUACUACCCUGUGAUCAUCAAGAAAAACAGCGACGGCUCUCUCAGUAAUUUCGAUAUUUACGGCAAAGAGAAAUUCAGUCUGGAAAUUAUUACCAAACUAACCACUCAAAUCAAGAAAUGUGUCAACAAACUGUCCAAAAAGAAAGCAGCCGACAACGCAGACGCGGCCGAAUCUCUGGAAGCGGCAGCUGCCAUGUCAUCCACUGGAAAAGUUAGGAAGAAAAAAACAGAAAAGGGUGCCACCGAAUCCUCCGGAUGAAUUAUGGACUUAAACUGCUCCAGUAGUUUUCAAACAGCCAUUUAUGUAUCGUUUCAAAGAUCUACUAACUAUUUCGAACUAAGUUACGAAUUUUUGAGUAGUAUCUUGAAUGCGGAUAUUAAAAGUAGCAGAUUUGCGCUUACCUCGGAGUGAAACUUAUCUUUCUUUGUCAGCUAUAGUGUCCACGCUACCAAAUAAACGAGCAUUUGU